AAAAAUCGUAUAUAAAGCAAAAAAAUUUGCAAAUCAAAUUACAACAGUUUAGAUUAGUUACCAGUUAGGAUCACAGUUAAAAAAUGUUGACCAAAGUUUUUGCUAUUUUUGGGCUUAUUGUCACUAUAGGUGCGGUUGGAGAGCAAGAAAUAUGGACAACUUUCAAGACUGUUCAUCAAAAAACUUAUAACCCAAAGAUAGAACAAGUCAGAUAUUCAAUAUUUCUGGAUAACCUAAAAAAAGUAGAGGCACAUAAUAAAAAAUUUGACCAAGGCUUAGUAUCUUAUAAGAUGCGUCUUAAUAAAUUUGCUGACCUGACUGCAGAAGAGUUCGCUUCACUACUGGGUUUUGGUAAAAAUCAAAAUAAUAACACCGAAAGCACUACAUUUUCUGCUCCAUCAAACGUUAAUCUUCCCGAAUCAGUAAACUGGAUUGAUGCGGGGGCUGUUACUGGCGUGAAAGAUCAAGGAAGCUGUGGAUCAUGCUGGAGUUUUAGCGCUACCGGUGCUAUUGAGGGCCAAUACUUUCUAAAAACUAAUAAACUAGUUUCCUUUAGUGAGCAAAAUUUAGUUGAUUGCUCUGGAGCAUAUGGUGACUAUGGAUGCAGCGGAGGCAUUAUGGAUUACGCUUUUCAAUAUGUUAUUGACAAUGGAAUAAUGAGUGAGAGUGACUAUCCAUAUGAAGGUUAUGACAACACAUGUCGUUUUGACGAAUCGAAAAUGGUCACCAAAGUUGCAUCUUUUGUUGAUAUUACUCCUGGAAGUGAAGAUGAUCUUCAAGCAGCUGUUGCUACAGUAGGACCGAUAUCAGUUGCUGUGGAUGCUUCUUAUUUCCAACUAUAUGAUAGUGGAGUUUUUGAUAGCCAGGCUUGCGGAAAUAGUCGUGGCUAUUUGAACCAUGGGAUAUUGGCAGUAGGUUAUGGAACAACUGAAGAUGGUGUUGAAUAUUGGCUUGUUAAAAAUUCAUGGGGACAAGAUUGGGGAGAAAAUGGAUACAUAAGGAUGUCUAGGAACAAAGACAACCAAUGUGGUAUAGCAACUUAUUCCAGUUACCCAGUUUUAUAAGCAUAAGUAGAAAAUUAACUACGUAAAAUAGCUACGCAAGCUAGUGCGUAGCACUUAUAUUUAAUGAUUUUAAUUUAAUAAUUGUUUAAAUUUGUACCUUAAAAUAAAUAGUACGUUAAAUCGACUGUGAUGAUGAUUUGUUUUGAAUACAACAGUGUUUUCAA
Messenger RNA from Anthonomus grandis grandis, 1228 nucleotides. Its product is annotated as procathepsin L-like. The coding region runs from base 84 to 1064 and encodes 326 amino acids. Lineage: Eukaryota; Metazoa; Arthropoda; Insecta; Coleoptera; Curculionidae. Gene Ontology annotation, cellular component: lysosome. Gene Ontology annotation, molecular function: cysteine-type endopeptidase activity. The transcript has 4 exons. The record is from RefSeq and is a predicted model, not a curated record.